Messenger RNA from Caenorhabditis briggsae, 1092 nucleotides. The record is from RefSeq and is a predicted model, not a curated record. Lineage: Eukaryota; Metazoa; Nematoda; Chromadorea; Rhabditida; Rhabditidae. The transcript is spliced from 5 exons. The coding region runs from base 1 to 1092 and encodes 363 amino acids.
AUGGAUAUCUACUGGCCUGAUUACGUGGAAUCUUCAUGCCGUCAAAAUCACACCUGUUUCGAUUCAUCAGAUUUUAUGAUAACCGCUUAUCACUGCACAGCCCUUCUCACAAUUCCAUUAUCUAUAUUUACAUUUAUGACUAUUAUUCGAGUGACACCGAGAAAAAUGAAAAAUAUGAAAAUACCACUUUUGAUUGCUCAUGCUUGGGGCACAAAUUUGGAUUUGUUGCUUACUGUAAAUCUGACACCUGUGAUGUACUAUCCAACUGCUUCUGGAACGCCCCGAGGACUUUUUGCGGCUUUAGGAAUCCCGGUGAAAUGGUGCGCGUAUGUUGCUCAGGUUUCUAUAAUUAUGAUCGGUGUGAAUUUCGUGAUGCUUUUGGAGAAUCGACACAGCCAAAUUUCAUGGAUCAAAUUCAAAAUCACUCGGCUCAAAACGAGACUUGUCUAUUUUGGAGUCAAUUAUUUUUUGGCAUGUUUCCUAAUGCUUGCAUUUUAUAUGGAAGAUGCAGAUCAGAUGGAACUUCGAAAAUUUGUUUUGAAGAGAAUUCCCUGUCCUACUAUUGAUUUUUAUGACAAAAAUACAUAUGUUCUUUUGAAAGGAGGAGAAAUGUUACCGUUUUUGGCAAUCACCACUGGUUUAUUAAUUGUGAUAAUUCAAUCGUUAUUCUUUUUAAUUCAUACAAUUUACUAUUUGAAUUAUGUGAAACAGGCAAAUAUCUCAGAGUCUACCAGAGCAUUACAACGCAAGUUUUUGGGUUAUGUAGCGAUGCAGGUCACCAUACCCUGGACCUCCUUAGUGUGUCCCAUCCUCUACUCCCUUUACGCCGACUCGAAUCAAUAUUACAAUCAAGCUUUCAACAAUAUUUCAAUGGUUUUCAUGGCUAGUCACGGAAUGACAAGCACCGUUUGCACACUUUUUAUCAUAAAACCUUAUCGAGAAUUCGUAAAAAAUCUAUUCAAAGGAAAUAAGGAAUAUGAUCCGAAAAAUAUGUGGGCUUCUAUGGCUCCCACUUCGAUGGCUCCCACUUCGAUGGCUCCGAAAGUUGAAAAAUCUGAGAGAGUUAGCAGUGUUGGAAGUGUUUCUGGAUAG